CCCACAGGAAACAGAACAGCUGUGGGGCAGACCGCGGAAAGCCCGGGAGGUUGGGACUCCGACUCUGCUUUGAGUGAGGAGAACGAGGGCAGGAGGCGCUGCGCGGACGUUCCGGGAGCGAGUGGAGCCUGCCGCACCAGGGUGACCCUGAGCCUGGACCAGCCGAUCUGCGAGAUGCACGCCGUCAAGGACUUGGAGGAGGAAGCCCCAGUCCGCAGCGACAGCGAGACGUCAGCCAGUGUGUCAGGCGACCACAGCCCAAGAGUUGAGGACGAUGGUGUUAGUACCGGAGGUGCACGCGUGCCUGGGUUGUGCAGCUCAGCCGGCAGCGGAGCUAGCGGCGCUCCGGCAGGCAGCAUGGAGGAAGAGGAAGAGCCCGCAGCCCCCAAGCCUCGAAAGAAACGUUCUAGGGCAGCCUUCUCGCAUGCCCAGGUUUUCGAGUUGGAGCGCCGUUUUAACCAUCAGCGCUACCUCUCUGGGCCAGAGCGUGCAGACCUGGCGGCGUCCCUAAAGCUCACCGAGACGCAGGUCAAAAUCUGGUUUCAGAAUCGUCGAUACAAGACCAAACGCAGACAGAUGGCCGCAGACCUGCUGGCCUCGGCGCCCGCCGCCAAGAAAGUGGCAGUAAAAGUGCUGGUGCGUGACGACCAAAGACAGUAUCUGCCGGGAGAGGUGUUGAGGCCCCCCUCUCUUCUGCCACUGCAGCCCUCCUACUACUACCCUUACUACUGCCUCCCGGGCUGGGCGCUGUCCACAUGCGCAGCCGCCGCUGGUACCCAGUGAACCGCUUGCAGAGAGGCAGCGG
Messenger RNA from Cricetulus griseus (Chinese hamster), 805 nucleotides. The record is from RefSeq and is a predicted model, not a curated record. Lineage: Eukaryota; Metazoa; Chordata; Mammalia; Rodentia; Cricetidae.